Molecule: messenger RNA, 2280 nt
Organism: Haliotis rufescens (red abalone)
Lineage: Eukaryota; Metazoa; Mollusca; Gastropoda; Lepetellida; Haliotidae
Product: myosin-binding protein C, fast-type-like
Exons: 6
Coding region: 29-871 (280 amino acids)
Source: RefSeq, a predicted model, not a curated record
GAGUGCUGACAAAUAUUUGUUUGGUGACAUGACAGAUGAAGAGAGUGUUGACGAAUGUCUCUUUUAUGAAGAGAGUACUGACGAAUGUGUCAUUCCUCACUUCAUUUAUUUGGGUUAUGACAACAGAGAUGAAGAAGUGAGUUUGCCAUUGACUGUUCAUCAAACGCCAUGCCAAGUUUUAGGUAAAGGUAUCGAGCUUGUUCUGCAGAACCAGGAAGUGAUGUUUGGAGACUCGGCCACCUUCAGAUUGAGGCUACAUGAUGACACUGAUGAAGCCGGCGAGUGGACCAGGGAUGACGUCACACUUACUCAGUCCGAGAAAACACAUAUCUCUAUCAAUGGAAGGGACCGUCAGCUUACUGUCACAGAUGUCCAUCUUCCUGACACAGGGGAAUAUGCCUACAGAGUGGGGGAGGACAUGACAUCAGCCCACCUGUCAAUAAAUGAAGCAUAUGGCUUCGGUUCUGUUCAACACCCUUCUCCACCACCCGGCGCAGCCUUCCAUCGCGCGAUAAGCGAUGACUUUCUUGGGUUUAUCCAUGUAAAAACAGAUGGUAUAGAGCUUGGUCUGAGGAACAGCAUAGUAAUGUUGGGAGACUCGGCCACCUUCAGACUGAGGCUACAUGAUGACACUGAGGAGGCCGGUGAGUGGACCAGAGACGACGUCACACUGACUCAUUCCAACAAAACACAGACCUCUAUCAAUGGAAGAUGCCGUCAGCUGACUGUCAUAGAUGUCCAUCCUCCUGAUACAGGGGAAUAUGCUUACAGAGUGGGGGAGGAAAUGACAUCAGCCCACCUGUCAAUGAAUGAAGCAAUUUGCUACCGUUCUGUUCUACACCCUCCUCCACCACCGAUCAUACCAAUAUGACCUGCGAGGCAACAAAAUGAAGAUCAUGACAGAAGAAUAUUUUCCUGCAACUCGGGACACAAGUGUUGGCUUCCAUUGUCUAUUGCUUAUCACCUAUCAGCGCCAAUCAUCUGUUGGCUUCCUUUGUAAGCUUCUACCUUCUGUUGGCUUCCCUUGUUAGUUUCUAUCCUUUGUUAAUUUCCACCUUUUGUUAUCUUAUUAAUUUUGAUGUCCUUACAUGCACAUAUAUAUGCUUUCCUGAUUCAUGGCAUUCAUUCACCUGAUGAAGGAGUAAGCAUUUACUCCGAAAAGCUGUGUUCCUCAUCAUAAAGAGGUUGACAUCCAUAUAUUCUCUUUCUUAUGUGUAUCACUUAAAUAUGCCUUUCAAAGACCUGAAGGAGAGAAAUGUUUGAUAUCCUGGCGAAAAGUGUCAAAACACACUGUUAUAUGAACUUGCUGAUGUCACAUUUUUAGAUGUGAUAUUGUUGGAUAGUAUGAGUACUGUUUCGGCUUAUACAUGAUGUUUUGAAAUGGUGUUAAGAGAAUACAUGAUCCUGUUAAAUGUUAUUGCUUUUCAAAUGCUUUUUUUGUAAUUUGACAUUAAACGUCUGCAGUACGACUUUCAGUGAUCAUGUUAAUGAGGUUUGGCGGAGCAUUGGUUUUAUUGGACCCUAAUUACUUUAUGAUGGUUGGGUCUCUCUUUGUCUCAGCUCCAAAGCCAUGACGCUGGGAAAGGGCAGCAUUUGAUUAAUGAGAGUAGGUUUUAUCAUGGAGGAUACACUUGAGGUAGAUGGUUCUACUAAUUACCGUAACACAGGAAGAGACCUGUAGACGUGUAUAAGAUGGCCUUUGCCCCUAAAUAUAUGCAGAGACAUCCUCUGAAUAUCUAUAUAUGUAAAUGUUACGGUACUGUAGCUAUCUGCGCAAACUUUUGCAAAAUGGGCAUAAGGUCACGGACACGAAGGCUAUAGAUACUAUACCUUAUUUGAUUUUUUAGAUGAUAAAGUACAUUAUCUGGUAUAAUAGAUUCAGUUAUUAUAUCUACAAUUUGAUUUGCGAUAUCAGUAAACAUUUCAGGAUAUAAUAAAAUCAAUUUUUAAUAUAAAUUCUUUCUUUGGUAUCCAUAAAUGAAUUAUUGAUAUCAAGUAAGAAUCGACAUCUUGAGACCAGACUUGGUGCAGAAAAGAGACACUUACGUGAGGGAAGAAAGUCAACAAUUGAAUUUGCAGAUGCUGUGGCCCAUUUUGUACGAUUGUGAUGAUCAGGAAAUGUAGUGUUGGUUUAUUAUAAAUUGUCGAUUUGUAUUUUAAAUUUGAUGUUGAGACAUUAUAAACCGUUGUGAUAUUAGAAUAUUAAUUGUAAAAUUCAAUCAUGUUCAUGUGCUGUGAUAAGGAAAUCAUGUGAAAUCAAAUACUUUAUAAAUAAAAAAA